Messenger RNA from Hippopotamus amphibius kiboko, 6130 nucleotides. RefSeq names its product par-3 family cell polarity regulator (gene PARD3). The transcript has 25 exons. Lineage: Eukaryota; Metazoa; Chordata; Mammalia; Artiodactyla; Hippopotamidae. The record is from RefSeq and is a predicted model, not a curated record. Gene Ontology annotation, biological process: microtubule cytoskeleton organization; establishment of cell polarity; establishment of centrosome localization. Gene Ontology annotation, molecular function: protein binding; phosphatidylinositol binding. Gene Ontology annotation, cellular component: apical plasma membrane; apical junction complex; cell cortex. Bases 443 to 4513 code for a protein of 1356 amino acids.
CCCCUCCCCUCCCAGCGGCUCCCCUCGGCCCUCCUCCCCUCCCCUCCCCUCUGCGUCCCUCCCCUCCGCUCCCCUCCCCGCGCCUCCUCCCCGUCCCUCCCCUUGCCGCCGUCCCCUCCCCCGCGGCCCGGAGCGAGCGCCGCGCCAGCGCCACACGGCCCGGCCGCCGAGCGCGACGACACGCCGAACAGGUGGCCGGAGGCUGCGGCGCUGCGCGGGCACAGGCGGGCGAGCCCCGGGCCGGGCCCGGCGAGGCGAGGCGAGGCGAGGGCGGCGGGCCGGGCAUGCGAGCCGAUCGGGCCCCAGGCGCCGGCCCCUAGCCUCGCGCCCGCGCCGCACGCCCCGCGCCCCGCGUGCAGCCGCCCCGGCCCCGGGCGCUCCGGCCUCUCCGGCCGCGGACAGCGAGGGGCGCGGGCCGGCCCGCGGCGGCGGCGGCGGCGGCAUGAAAGUGACCGUGUGCUUCGGGAGGACCCGGGUGGUCGUGCCGUGCGGGGACGGCCACAUGAAAGUUUUCAGCCUCAUCCAGCAAGCGGUGACCCGCUACCGGAAGGCCAUCGCCAAGGAUCCAAACUACUGGAUACAAGUGCAUCGGCUGGAACAUGGCGACGGAGGAAUUCUGGAUCUCGAUGACAUCCUCUGUGAUGUGGCAGAUGAUAAAGACAGACUGGUGGCAGUGUUUGAUGAGCAAGACCCACAUCACGGGGGUGAUGGCACCAGUGCCAGCUCCACAGGCACCCAGAGUCCAGAGAUAUUUGGCAGUGAGCUCGGCACCAACAAUGUUUCAGCCUUCCAGCCUUACCAAGCAACAAGUGAGAUCGAGGUCACCCCUUCAGUCCUUCGUGCGAAUAUGCCUCUUCACGUCCGACGAAGCAGUGACCCAGCCUUAAUUGGCCUUUCCACGUCUGUCAGUGAUAAUAACUUCUCCUCCGAAGAGCCUUCGCGAAAAAACCCCACACGCUGGUCGACAACCGCUGGCUUCCUCAAGCAAAACACUGCCGGCAGCCCUGCAGCCUGUGACAGGAAGAAAGAUGAAAACUACAGAAGCCUCCCACGGGACACUAGUAACUGGUCUAACCAAUUUCAGAGAGACAAUGCUCGCUCGUCUCUGAGUGCCAGUCACCCAAUGGUGGACAAAUGGCUGGAGAAGCAAGAACAGGAUGAGGAUGGUACGGAGGAAGACAGCAGCCGUGUUGAGCCUGUGGGGCACGCCGACACUGGUGUGGAGAACAUACCUAACUUUUCUUUGGAUGAUAUGGUAAAGCUCGUACAAGUCCCCAACGAUGGAGGGCCUCUGGGAAUCCAUGUAGUGCCUUUCAGUGCUCGAGGCGGCAGAACCCUGGGGUUAUUAGUAAAACGAUUGGAGAAAGGUGGUAAAGCUGAACAAGAAAACCUUUUUCAUGAGAAUGAUUGCAUUGUCAGGAUUAAUGAUGGCGACCUUCGAAAUAGAAGAUUUGAACAAGCACAACAUAUGUUUCGCCAGGCCAUGCGGACAUCCAUCAUUUGGUUCCAUGUGGUUCCCGCAGCAAAUAAAGAGCAGUACGAACAACUGUCCCAAAGCGAGAGGAACAAUUACUAUUCGAGCCGCUUCAGCCCCGACAGCCAGCACGUGGACCACAGGAGUGUGCCCAGUGCGGGGCCGCAGGCUCUGCCCAGGGCGCCCCGGCCGAACCCCCCGCCCGAGCACGCGGACCCUCACCCCCGACUCCUACCUCAGAGCGCACAGCCGGCGGGAAAGCCCCCUGCCGCUCCAGCCCCAGCCACACACCACGUGUUCAGUCCCAGCAGUGGUUACAACACCAAAAAAGUAGGCAAGAAGCUUAACAUCCAGCUUAAGAAAGGUACAGAAGGUUUGGGAUUCAGCAUCACAUCCCGGGAUGUAACAAUAGGUGGCUCAGCGCCAAUUUAUGUGAAAAAUAUCCUCCCAAGAGGGGCUGCCAUCCAAGAUGGCCGACUGAAGGCGGGAGAUAGACUCAUAGAAGUAAAUGGAGUCGAUCUAGCAGGCAAAUCCCAGGAGGAAGUUGUUUCCCUGUUGAGAAGCACCAAGAUGGAAGGGACCGUGAGCCUUCUGGUCUUUCGCCAAGAAGAUGCCUUCCACCCAAGGGAACUGAAUGCAGAGCCAAGCCAGAUGCAGAUUCCUAAAGAAACGAAAGCAGAAGAUGAGGAUACUGUUCUCACACCUGAUGGCACCAGGGAAUUUCUGACCUUUGAAGUUCCACUGAAUGAUUCAGGAUCUGCCGGUCUUGGCGUCAGUGUCAAAGGUAACCGGUCAAAAGAGAACCACGCAGACUUAGGAAUCUUCGUCAAGUCCAUUAUUAAUGGCGGAGCAGCAUCUAAAGAUGGGAGGCUUCGGGUGAAUGAUCAACUGAUAGCAGUGAAUGGAGAAUCCCUGUUGGGCAAGACCAACCAGGAUGCCAUGGAAACCCUCCGGAGGUCCAUGUCCACCGAAGGGAACAAGCGAGGAAUGAUCCAGCUCAUUGUGGCAAGGAGGGUCACCAAAGGCGCCGAGCUGAAGUCACCUGGGAGCCCCUCUGGACCUGAGCUGCCCAUUGAGACGGUGCUGGAUGAUAGGGAACGAAGGAUUUCCCACUCCCUCUACAGCGGGCUUGAGGGGCUUGAUGAAUCACCCACAAGAAAUGCCGCGCUCAGUAGGAUAAUGGGUGAGUCAGGUAAAUACCAGCUGUCCCCCACGGUGAAUAUGCCCCAAGAUGACACUGUCAUUAUCGAGGAUGACAGGUUGCCAGUGCUCCCCCCACACCUCUCUGACCAGUCAUCUUGCAGCUCCCACGAUGAUGUAGGAUUUGCGACGACAGACACUGGCACGUGGGCCAAGGCUGGCAUCAGUGACUCAGCAGAGUGCUCUUUGAGUCCAGAUGUCGAUCCAGUUCUUGCUUUUCAACGAGAGGGAUUUGGACGUCAGAGUAUGUCAGAAAAACGCACAAAGCAAUUUUCAGAUGCCAGUCAAUUGGAUUUCGUUAAAACGCGAAAAUCAAAAAGCAUGGAUUUAGGUAUAGCUGACGAGACUAAACUCAAUACAGUGGAUGACCAGAAAGCAGGCUCCCCCAGCAGAGAUGUGGGGCCUUCCUUGGGUCUGAAGAAGUCAAGCUCUUUGGAGAGUCUGCAGACAGCAGUCGCUGAGGUGACUUUGAAUGGGGACAUUCCUUUCCAUCGCCCGCGGCCGCGAAUAAUCCGAGGAAGGGGAUGCAAUGAGAGCUUCAGAGCCGCCAUUGACAAGUCCUAUGAUAAACCUACAGUAGAUGAUGACGACGAAGGCAUGGAGACGUUGGAAGAAGACACGGAAGAAAGUUCAAGAUCAGGGAGGGAGUCCGUCUCCACAGCCAGCGACCAGCCUUCCCACUCUCUGGAGAGACAGAUGAACGGAAACCAGGAGAGAGGCGAGAAGACUGAUCGGAGGAAGGAGAAAACGGGGAAAGAGAAGAAGAAAGACAGAGACAAGGAGAAGGAGAAGCUGAAAGCCAAGAAGGGGAAGCUGAGGGGCCUGGGAGACAUGUUCAGGUUUGGCAAACAUCGCAAAGAUGACAAGAUUGAGAAAACGGGUAAAAUAAAAAUGCAGGACUCCCUUACGUCAGAAGAGGAGAGAGUACGGAUGAAGCAGGAGCAGGAAAGGAUUCAAGCCAAAACUCGAGAAUUUAGGGAGCGACAGGCUCGGGAGCGUGACUACGCUGAAAUCCAAGAUUUUCAUCGGACAUUUGGCUGUGAUGACGAGUUGAUGUACGGGGGACUUUCUUCCUACGACGGUUCCAUGGCUCUCAGCACCAGACCCCAGAGCCCGAGAGAAGGGCACAUGGUGGAUGCCUUGUAUGCCCAAGUGAAGAAGCCGCGGAAUUCCAAACCUUUACCUGCAGACAGCAGCAGAUCAACCCCUAGCAACCAUGAUCGGAUACAGCGUCUCCGGCAAGAAUUUCAGCAAGCAAAGCAGGAUGAAGAUGUGGAAGAUCGGCGACGUACCUACAGCUUUGAACAACCCUGGCCCAGCUCCAGACCGUCGGCGCAGAGCGGCCGGCACUCCGUGUCGGUGGAGGUGCAGAUGCAGCGGCUGCGGCAGGAGGAGCGCGAGAGCUUCCAGCAGGCCCAGCGCCAGUACAGCUCCCUGCCCCGGCAAAGCAGGAAAAACGCCAGCUCCGUCUCCCAGGAUUCUUGGGAGCAGAACUACUCCCCCGGGGAAGGCUUCCAGAGUGCCAAGGAGAACCCCAGGUAUUCCAGCUACCAAGGCUCCCGGAACGGCUACCUGGGUGGGCACGGCUUCAAUGCCAGGGUCAUGCUAGAGACCCAGGAGCUCCUCCGCCAGGAGCAGAGGCGGAAAGAGCAGCAGAUGAAGAAGCAGCCCCCUCCCCCCGAGGGGCUCAACAACUAUGACUCGUAUAAGAAGGUCCAGGACCCCAGUCACAUCCCCCCCAAGGGGCCCUUCCGGCAGGACGUGCCCCCCUCCCCUUCUCAGGUCGCCAGGCUGAACAGACUCCAGACUCCUGAGAAAGGAAGACCCUUCUAUUCCUGAGCAGGAGGAGAGCGGACGCUUCGUGUCAUGCAAUAAAAGGACAUUUUCCUACGAAGACUUGUAUUUUGGGAGUUUUUUUAAAACCUCGGUGGUACUAUGGAAUAUUUCUGUUGCUGGUAUCAGUGCCUUUAAGCAGUGUGGGCAAUUCGAUGGAAGGCCUUAAUGUCUUUGCCACUGUGUCCCAAGUGUCUAUUUCAUGGAAGAAUUUCCCACCAUCUGACAAUCACCUGUUCGAGGCAUCAUACGCUCUGCAUCUCUCGGGUACCAGGAAUCUGGCCCAGCCCGGGAGAUGUCGUGGCUUCACGUUACCGCCCCGUACACCUUGUGGCAACGGAUUACCCUGAAGUCAAGGGUGAUGUUGAUCCCUCUUUUUACCCUUUAAGUUUUUUAGGUGAGGCGACAUCUCCAUCUCUGGUGGAUGAAAGUAGGUGACAGACACCAGAAAUUGGGGCUCUGUGGUACUUCCAGGCACAGUCAUUUUGAAUUCAUUGUAACCAGUGUGGUCUCCCUUUUCUUUCUCAGCUCCUUGUAACAAGAAAGUUCCUUCAUGUAAAAGCAGCUAAGCCAUAUUCCAACACUGUUUGGUUAUCAGGGGCGUCCUUUUGUAACUGCCUUAUAACUCAGUGUUACCAAUAAAGUGAUCGUUCUGUCUGCGUUUGUAAAUACCCUGCUUGGUCCUGUUCCUCACACAUGUGUUGAGUCACCACGGCUCUGUGCGGGGAACAGAGAAGAUGGGCAUCAGCCCUGGUGGGGAAGGGGGCCGCCCACCCACCAGCCUGGUGUGUGUCGUGACGUAGGGGGUGGCAGCUAAAGAAAGAAUUCUCCCAGGAUGAGCGUCUGUCCCCGUACCUCCCAGUCAUCCUUUUUAAAUUAGUUUUUGUUUGAUGAGUUGGCAGGAAGGGCACAGCAUGGGACACAGAUCCGUCAGACACUCAUUUUGGGAUUCCAACCCCUCGCCUGCUUUCUCUGGUUUUUAAGAGCCGGUUGGAAUUGAUGUUUGUGUGUUCAUCCACCUGCUGUCUCGCUGCCUGGUGAUGCCAUCCAGGCUUCUAGGUAGUUCUGCCAUGAAACAGAAAAGGUAGAUAAGAAGAAAGCCAUUCCACAUCCCACAGAACAUUCUGGUGUCCCCAAACAGCGAUAACAAAAGAUGGCGGUCGUGUCGAAAUGUUAACGUACGUGUGGGUCACGAGGACCCGGGUUGCUCCUGAGUUUCCAUCUUCUCAUCUGUUGGUCUGAACAUCCUAUUGUCAGCCGUGGCUGGAUUGCUAAAGUGCCUGCGAAUCCCAACGUGAAAAAAAUUUGAGAUGAAAGUUCAGCAUACUGUGUGUUAACAAAAAAGAAAAAAAAAAAGACAGGUACUGAUAUGCCUUUUUUUUUUUUUUUUUACUGGCACAUUGUAUUUUUGUGUCCACUUGUUUUUAGAAAACGUGUGAGGGGUCCAUCCCCGUCCCUGUGUCUCUUUUGCAUUUCUGUGUAAUGGUUCUGUUUGUUCACGGAACGUAGCGAUGUUGAAAUGAUGUGACCUCUGAUGACAGUGGCUCUUCCUCACAGCCUCCCCUGUGCUGUGAGAAACAGCUUCCCCUGUACAUACAAGACUUCUAAUAAAAGGCAUAUUUC